AUGUUUGGUAUCAUCGGACCGAUAGGGCAGUGGAACAUCGACGAUUAUCACGGUCCGAGCAAGGAUAUUAUCCCACAUGCCGCAAAGUCUAGACGGGAGGAAAUAAUGAUCACCACCCACACCACCUACGCUAACAACAAGGCCAGCGUUGGCAUUAUACUGAUAGAGAAAGUCGAAGCGCAACUCACAGAACCUAACACAAAGCUAGAGUAUCGCCCGCUUCACAAUUCUAAAGCUUCCUCCAAAUAA
Penicillium taxi is the source of this 249-nucleotide messenger RNA. RefSeq lists its product as uncharacterized. The record is from RefSeq and is a predicted model, not a curated record. Lineage: Eukaryota; Fungi; Ascomycota; Eurotiomycetes; Eurotiales; Aspergillaceae. The coding region runs from base 1 to 249 and encodes 82 amino acids. The transcript has 2 exons.